CGGUAGCUCCGCCUCUCACGGCUCCCCCUCCCGCCGGUGACGCGCAGGCGCAUUUCUAUUCUGUUCCCGCGUUGAUCCCUCGCCGGUAGAUAAUUGACUGGGAUCAGGGAUGGCUGAGUCUGUUCCAUCAGUCGCUCUGGAUGCAGUUCUGAAGCUAAGCUCCACCAUCCCCGAGGGAUCUGUGCAGGUCCAAGGAUAUGACUUCAACAAGGGCAUUAACUACCACGCUCUGCUGCAAUCUUACCUCACCACUGGGUACCAGGCGACCAACUUUGGACUUGCUGUACAGCAGAUUAACAGCAUGAUUGAGAAGAAGCUUGAACCAUUAAAUGAAGAAGAACUGAAUGCAAUCAAUCUGAAUCCAUGUCAGCGAGAGAGAACAGGCUGCACUAUCUUCUUGGGAUAUACAUCCAACCUCAUCAGUUCUGGCCUUCGUGAGACCAUCCGCUACCUCGUACAGCAUAACAUGGUUGAUUGUGUGGUGACUACAGCAGGAGGUGUUGAGGAGGAUCUCAUUAAGUGUCUUUGUCCAACGUUUCUGGGGGAUUUCAGUCUGGAGGGGAAGGAGCUUCGUGCCAAUGGCAUAAACAGAAUUGGAAAUCUCCUGGUUCCAAAUGAAAACUACUGCAAAUUCGAGGACUGGGUGAUGCCCAUUCUGGAUCAGCUGGUCCGAGAACAAAAUGAGCAGGGGAUGAAAUGGACUCCAUCAAAGGUGAUUGCUCGCCUUGGGAAGGAGAUUGAUAAUCCCGAGUCAGUUUAUUAUUGGACUUACAAGAAUAACAUUCCAGUCUUUAGUCCAGCUCUGACUGACGGCUCGAUUGGGGACAUGAUGUAUUUCCAUUCAUACAAGAAUCCUGGCUUAGUGCUCGAUAUCGUGGAAGACAUCCGCAGGAUCAACGACCAGGCAGUGUACGCCAAGAGAACUGGAAUGGUCAUUCUGGGAGGUGGUAUGGUCAAACACCACAUUGCCAACGCCAACCUCAUGAGGAACGGAGCAGACUAUUCCGUCUACGUGAACACAGGUCAGGAAUUUGAUGGCUCGGAUUCUGGAGCCAGACCUGAUGAAGCGGUUUCCUGGGGUAAAAUCCGGACAGAUGCCAAACCCGUGAAAGUGUGUGCAGAUGCCACUCUUGUUUUCCCUCUGCUCGUGGCUGAAACAUUUGCUCGGAACUUUGAUGCACUUUCUCCUCAGUCAAAGCUGUUUUAGGCCCUGGGCUACAGUGGCAGUGCUCCAGCCCCUGGCCUCCUCUCCCUGAAUAACCCUGAUGAGUCCUGGAAUGCUGCUCCCUUGAGAACAUACUGUGAAUCUCAGCUUCAGCUCUGUACAGCAAAUUAAGACAGUUAUGUGUUGGAUUUGUGGAGUACAGCUGAGAGUAGAGGGCCGUUAGUGGGAAAGUUGGGAAGAAAAGAUGGAAGGGUCAUGUGUGAACACCACAUAUUGGCUUCUGCUCUAAUACACAGUAAGAGCUGAAUGACUUGGAAAGGUGAAUGUUUGAAACUGGUGUGGAUGUAGCAGAGAUGUUCUGUCUCUUUUUAGCUUAACCAGAAAGAGAGGUGGGAUGGUGGAGGUGGGGGAGAUAAGAUCAAGGACACAGGACCAGUGAUACCCAGAGGACUUCAGUAAAAUUGAUUCAGGAAAUUUCUGAGAUGAACAGGUUCUGAGCUUGGUUUAACUUGCAGCCUGAGUGUAGACCGUGCCAGAGGAGUUUGAUCUGUGGUAUGUCCUAGUGCUAAAACACUGCUCACCUGACAGCAGGCAAUCCAUGAUUCUACACCAGCACACUGUGCAUGGGGUGGGGGAUGACAAGCAGGAAUCUGCUGUCAGGACCAGUCCGAUAACACUGUCCCCUCACCCUGACUGAACAUCUCAGACAGCUGGUUAGGUCAAUCUGUAGAUCAGGUGAAUUUGCUGAAUUAGUUAUUUAUUUAUUUACUUGAAGCUGAGGCUGCUGCUUCCUGCAUCUGAAUAAAAUCAGUUAGUCAAA
This is a messenger RNA of Hemiscyllium ocellatum (epaulette shark), 1985 nucleotides long. It is a transcript of the gene dhps, whose product is annotated as deoxyhypusine synthase. Gene Ontology annotation, molecular function: deoxyhypusine synthase activity. The record is from RefSeq and is a predicted model, not a curated record. Gene Ontology annotation, biological process: peptidyl-hypusine biosynthetic process. Gene Ontology annotation, cellular component: cytoplasm. The coding region runs from base 110 to 1207 and encodes 365 amino acids. NCBI's taxonomy places the organism in Eukaryota, Metazoa, Chordata, Chondrichthyes, Orectolobiformes, Hemiscylliidae. The transcript is spliced from 10 exons.